AUGGCUUGCCUAGACCCCCGCGUAGUUUUCCACAUGUCGACGUUCCUGCCAUCCUUUCGCGAUAUCUGCAGAACCGACCUGACGUGCCCCAAUACGACGACGCCGGGCUCUGCCAACCACCUCGUUGUGGUCCAAGUCUCGAGGACGAUGGGAAUUGGGACCUUGUGGGAAUACUGCCCCAUGUCUGAACUCUGCAAGACGAGGAAGUGCGCCAUUCAGCCUGACCGGGUGGAUGUUGCCAUCGCCCGUCCGUAUAUCUACACCCUGCUGCCGCAGAACUGGCAGGCGCGGUUCACAUUCAUCGGCGCGAUAUCGAGUUGGAACAGAAGCCCGGGAGUGCCGCUUUGUCUUAGAGCGGAGGGUAGGAAGGCGGUGGUGGAGGCGCUAUUCUACUACGAGGAGGACGUGGAGCCCUUGAUACUCCCGUUGCUGUGCAGGGUGCACAACAACGAGAUUGAGGUGCCGCUCCGCCAGGCCCUCACGGAACAGGUCAUCCCUUGUCUCAACCGCUGGAAGCGGGUUCCCGGUGAAUUGCCCAGGACCUUCCAGAUCUAUAACGGCCGGACACGGCGGUUCCAGGACCUCACUUCCAUUGAUCAUCCCAUUCACGUUCCCCUUCGCCUUACCCGCAUCAUCAUGUUCAAGUACGCGCACAUCAUCGCGACUCCAUACGCGCACAUGUAUGGUCCUGGCGACCGUCCGUUGCGUCCUCUGUGCAGCCUCCUGGCGGGGAUGUACGACGUGCGGUUCAUCUGGCCGGUCAACUUCCCUUAUCGGCGCCGCCGCCUCAAUGCCGUAUCCCGCGUUCACGGCGGGGAGCUCGUCCACCCGGAUGAAGACGACCCGGAGUGCACCGUGGAGAUCGUAGAAGGUUAG
Molecule: messenger RNA, 876 nt
Organism: Fomitopsis serialis
Lineage: Eukaryota; Fungi; Basidiomycota; Agaricomycetes; Polyporales; Fomitopsidaceae
Exons: 3
Coding region: 1-876 (291 amino acids)
Source: RefSeq, a predicted model, not a curated record